Molecule: messenger RNA, 4794 nt
Organism: Pygocentrus nattereri (red-bellied piranha)
Lineage: Eukaryota; Metazoa; Chordata; Actinopteri; Characiformes; Serrasalmidae
Gene: rin1a
Product: Ras and Rab interactor 1a
Exons: 11
Coding region: 284-2755 (823 amino acids)
Biological process (GO): vesicle-mediated transport
Cellular component (GO): endocytic vesicle; cytosol
Molecular function (GO): guanyl-nucleotide exchange factor activity; small GTPase binding
Source: RefSeq, a predicted model, not a curated record
AUUGAGAAGAAGAGAAGUGUGGAAAGGCGCAGGAGGACGUGCUGUGAGUAAUGUCUGAAUCACAGUUUCUCAAACACGCUGCGGGAGAGGGCUGGACGGCAUCUUCUCGGACACGUGGAAGAGGAAAUAACCUGUAGAUUUCCCCUGUGAGCAAAAACACCAGCGUUCAGGUCUUUUUUCAGCGUUCAGCUGUCCGAGACACUUCAUGGAGCUGACAGCUCAGAGUCACGGAGCGGUGUGAGGGCAACUGUGACUGAGCGAGCUCGAGGGACGGAGCGGAAAGAUGCAGGAAGACCCUGUGUACGAUUAUCCAGACCCCCAGCCAGUGGGGGAGAGGCGGGCAUGUCCUCAGAGAGGCUCUCUGAAGAGCAUCAGUGUGCUGGAUCGCCUGCUGCUUACAUACCCUGUGUGGCUCCAGCUGUCCAUCAACUCAGCCACAGCCCUUCACAUCCUGCAGCGCGAGCCCCCCGGGAGCUUCCUGGUGCGAAAGUCCAGCACAUCACAGAAGAAAAUGCUGUGUGUCAGGCUGGCAGAUGACAGCAUGCCGUCUUUUGUCAAGCAGUUUGUCAUCCGAGAGAAGGACUCAACCUUCUCCUUGGAGAGCUCAGCUAUCAGUUUUCCAGAUCUCUGCCGACUCAUUGCCUUCUAUUGUGUUAGCCGGGAUGUUCUUCCCUUUACGCUGGAGUUACCAGAAGCCAUAGCCAAGGCUUCAUCCCACAAGCAGCUUGAAUCCAUCUCUCAUAUGGGUGUGGAGUUCUGGAGUUCGCAGUUGAAUUUCCGUGGUCCUCGUAAUGGUCCUCCACCAGUGCCUGAUGCACCCAUAAAUCCAGAUCCUACUCCAAAUCCCACCCCAAAAGAAUGCACCUCGUCUACAAGCACAAGCUUGACCUUGUUCCAGGAGUUCUGCCCGAUUCAAACACGAAGUCCCUCUGAGCUUGAUCUGGGGGCAGGCCAGGGGGCUUUGUGCUUUAUAAAUCCACUUUUUCUGCAAGAGCACCCUGUCCGCGGCGCCAUGCAUAAACGGCAUCACUUCAAACGUAGCUUUAAGGUUCGUGUCUCCACUGAAAACUCAAGCUCACUCUCACCACCUGUCUCCCCACCACCACCUCCACCACUGCUUGCAAAAGCCAAGAGUAAAGGAAUGUCUGUGCCGCAGGCUGAAGCAAUCCACACCAGUGAGAAAGCUGAAGAGAAAACAGAACCUGACGAGGCAGAUUCAGACUAUCUGCAGCCUUGUCCUGCCCUGCUGAAGAAGGGCUCUGCUAUGGUCAUCCCCACUCUCUCUCCUACUGUAGAGGAGGAUGACUACCAGUUGCCCAAAGCUUUUCUGCAGGCUGGUAAAAAAAUGGAGAAAGAGGAGGAAGAAGAGGAUGUGGCAGUAGGACUGAUCCUGGAACAAAGGUCUGCCCCGUCCCUCAGUGAGCUGGACAGCAGCAGCUCUCUUAGCAGUUUAGAUGAGACAGAAGAGUCUCCUGAACGUCCUUCCCUAACGCGGGGCACCAGUAACCCAAUCAUCCCCUCACCUCGUCCUCCCCGCCAGUCGGUUUCUGCACUGCGCAAGAUGAGCGCAGCCUUUGUGUCCUUUUUUGUGCCAGGAAAGCGAGUCGCAAGGCUAGUGGAGGAUCUUUCUCGUGACAGGUGUACAGCGUUUGGAACCCUUGUUCAGGACUUCUUGAGGGAGCAGAGGGAGGCGCUGAAACCGCAGUCUUUGACAUCUGCUGUGGAUCUGCUGCAGGUUGUGCGUCUCUUUAUCAACCAAGCUAAGGCCUUUCUCCUGGAGUGUGGAGAACUUGAGCCCCCGAUUGAGACCCUAGUACCUGAAGAUGAGAAAGAUCAGACACUGGAAAAAGCCAUGUUCCGCUGUGUACUAAAGCCUCUGAAAGCACAGAUUUAUGCAGCACUCCACACCUUGCAUGAGCGCGACGGCACCUCUAAGAGGAUGGCUGAGAGUAUGCGGAGAGCCAGAGAGAAGUCACCCUGUGACCUUUUCGGUGUGCAAGUGGCUGUUCCGGAUGUCCAGGGCAUAGAGAAGAUAAAGCGGAAACUGUCUCUCAUGAAAUGUGCAUAUUCACCCAUUGACAAAGUACAUUUGCUCCUGCAGAUCUGUAAGCUCAUCUAUAAAGCCAUGAAAAAUAAUACAGCACAGGAAUUUGGAGCAGAUGACUUCUUGCCAGCUCUUUCCUACGUGAUAGUGCAGUGCAACAUGCCUGAGCUUUUUCUGGAGGUGGAGUACAUGAUGGAGCUGUUAGAAACGCCUUGGCUCACAGGAGAGGGUGGAUACUAUCUGACCAGUGUUUAUGCCAGCCUCAGUCAUAUCCAGAGUGAGCCUGAGACUGUACCGCAGAGUGGACUCACCCAACAGGUCAGGGAAUCACUGAAGGAAUGGAGCCACCGCCGUAGCAGUGAGGCCAAGAAUCAGAAAGACAGAAACUUGCAACAGAGGUUUGUAAAGGUGCUCUUCCAGGAUGGAGAGUGUAGCUUGGUGAAGACACUGCAGUGGAAGGCAGGGGUCAGUGGAGAGGCUUUGUCACAACUUUGCGCUGUCAAGUUUGGAGUGGACCAGCCAGAGGAGUAUGGCCUGUACUGGAGAAGUGAAGGAGAACUGAUGCCACUGCCUUCUGAUGCUCAGUUUCAGGACUUACAGGGAUUGGGCACCAGUAGUGCUCCCUUCAUUUAUCAACACUCCAGUCAGGAUAUGAAGUCCCGCAAGCUCACAAGAGGGGGUGCUUUGGACCUCUCUGCAGAAGCCUCAUAAUGUGGCUUUGUUCACCUGACAGUCCGCACAGUGUGAUCACAUUUAGAUUCAUUUUAAAUGUCUGGUCUUUUGCUCCUUCACUCAGUCUAAUUUAAUGUCUGGUUGGCUCAGUGAACACUGAAAGUGGAAAAUGCUGUUUAGUGAUAAAUUCACAGCCCAGCUUUUACUGCAUUAUUCUUACUUUUAGGGCUGAUAAGAGUAGAUUUGCACAUUACCACAUAAUGUCUUAUCUUCAUGCUUCUAAGUUAUGACAGACUGUAGAUGCUGCUGGGUACUUUGCUGUAAUAAAACUGAGGUAUAAUUGUAACUGAAUAAUGAUAGUAAUGCUUUUCUUAGUUACUCUGUAACUGGUAUAGUGCAACAUUUAUAAUCCUGGGGCUGUAUUCCCAGAUCUGAUCUGUAUAGUCACUAUAACUUUAGUUAGGAAAUAGUAUUACAGAAGCAUCCCAACUUGCCAAGUUCCUAAAUGCUGUCCUAAUUUUAGGACAAACCCUGAGUGUCCUAACUUCUGUUUUUGGCUAUGAAGCAUAAUUGAAAUUGAAACUGGGAAUGGGUAAUGCCCCAUUUAACAGGCACCACAAUAUUUGUAACUUUUUUGACAAGUUAAUUGCACUUUGAGUUUGUUUUUCCAUCAGCAGCUGUCUAGUUUACUAUAACUUUCUUUACAUUUAGGUGUUUUCAUCUCAGCUCUGUGCAUCUAGUUGGUUGCUUUCACAGAAAAGACAAAUCAAAGAGAUCCUAAUAUAUACUUCCUACUAGACACCAAUGAGAUCAGAGCAAAAGACAAUGGAGAAUUAUGUCCCAGUCUUCUGAGGCUCAGAUAUUUCUCCUGAGAAAAAUACCUUGGUAAUCUUACAUUUGUCCUCUUGAGUUUUAGUAGCAAUCUCAAUAAAGUCACUCUUUUUUGCCAAGAUAAAAACAUUCAUGUUUAUCUACAACUGAACUAAAGACAGGAAUUCAACAAUUUAGCAUCCAAGACUAAGAGCCUUCGCACAAAGUAAAAUAAUUUCAUUUUAACUGAAAAUGUAAGUAACCUGCUGCCUUCACUGAACUUCAAAUAACAAAAUAACAUAUGACAGACUUUUGUUAUGUUAACAUAUUGUUAGUAAUAUAAGAAGUUCAAUACACUCAGAAUUUUAAGGCCAUGGUAACGUUUUUAAUUUAAAACAACACUUUUAAAUGUAUGAGUAAGUAUUAUAAUUUGUAUCUGGGCCAGAAGUCCAGUAUCUCAUGUCUCCUUUCAGUCUAAUGCUAUUUCUCCCAAGGAAAUUUAGAAGAGUCACCAUUAAGUCUCCUGAUAAAUAGCUGUAACAGACAUAAUAAAUGAGUUGCAACCUCAAUUUAGUAGUCUAGGAUUUUCUAACCUGAUAUAAAAUACUGCAAGAUAAAAUACAAUUCCCAAGUAAGGAUACUUGCUUCUGUUAUAGAAAUCUGUGAACAGUUUUAGGCUUGUCAGAUAUUAAUUUAUGAGUAAUUAACAAGCCCUUCAAAUGUAUGAGUUAUAGUAAGAAAACACUAAAAUGUGCAAUGCACAUUCCGGUUCUCCGGAACCAGGAUUGAGAACACUAAUAUAAUGUACAGUAUGAUCUGAAUUGUGCUGUUGUGGUGUGAGUGGAUACCUUUAAAAUGUCUGUAAAGUUUUGAGACAGAUUUGGUUGCUGGAAUUAUUUCAAUUUAUCAACUGCUUAUUUAUUUUUUGUUGUAAAUGUCUAUUAUAUUGUUACAUCAAAUUAGGCUUUUGGUCAUUUUAUGGUAAUAAAGUAUGAGAACACUGAAAUCUUGAUGUUCAAUGAACAUACUUCUUUGGAAGUUCUUUUACGAUAAGUGUUGUUACACUUAUGAAAAAUGUAAUACUGUGACUGCUUUUGAGGGAGGAAAAAAAAACAAUAUAAAAAGACUUUGGAAAAUGAGUUUUAUUUGGUAGGAAAUACUCCUGUUGUCUGCAAUCACACAAAGCACACUUCGACAUUACAAGCCUUCAAGGUAAUCAAAGUCCAAUAAACCGAUGGCAACCUGGAGGAUUAUCUUGGGGAUCAUCU